AGAAAUCGGCCAUGAAGAGAAGCGUCUCUCCAUGAUUCGCCGGAUCGAUUUCUCUUUCGUCGUGGGGAAAGAUGCGAAGCAGGCCAAGCGCUCCAAGGAGGCGGCGGCGGCGGCGGCGGCGGCGGCGGUGCAGCAACCUGCUUGGCCGUGGCAGGGCUUAGUCGAAAAUCUGCAGCUUGCUCAUCAGGAGCUAUCCGUCAUCAUGGAUCUCAUCAACACGGUUGAAGCAAAUGAUGCUGUAGCGGUGGCUGGAAUGCAAAGACCAAAGCCUUUGCCAAACGAAGUUCUGUCAGACCUUGCAGUAUCUGCAGCAACUAAGCUUCAACGUCUUCGGCAUCUUGGAAGGUAUUUUAAGCAAUCUUCUAAAGCAAUGGAGCAGCAGGUCUCUAGGGAUGCAAGGUUCUAUGGUUCACUUAUCAGAUUGCAGCAGAAUUGGAAGGUAAAACGGCAGCGUAUGGCAGCAAUGGGUCCAGGAAGUGAGGGCUUCUCUUUUGAUCUUCUGGAUAAUUCGUUUGUAGACUUGACUGCUUUAUCUCGUCCAUCAUCUAUAUCUACAGUUCGUGUUGAUCAUCACUAUUCUGGCAUUUUGUCUAUACAAAGGCCUCAAAAAUCAUGCCGCUCUAUAUCUCUCAGAUUUAUCGGGGCUGAUCCUAGUUGCAAACAGAAAAGCUUCAGUAGAAAGAAAAUAUAUAGCUCAGCUGAGCAUCUUCGAGCAGCUAAAACAGAAGCUUUGACUGAUGAAGAUGUCAAUGAAUGUGUCAAAGAUACUCAUUCAGUUCUUUGUGAAAUCCAUCAGUCUAUAUUUGAAGAGCAGGUUUUUGACAUGGUGAACCAUGAGACUUACAACCCAUUGCCAGGUAUAAGUGUGACUGGGAUGCGAGAAGACUUCUUACAACUAGCAAUUGGUCAAGAAACUUCAGUAUGUCUGUGCCUUGUGCCUUCUGGGAAAGAAGAUGGCUCUCAAAUGGUUGACUCCAAAGGAGACAGUCAGAAUGGGGAAAGUGGACUUCUAAAUUCUGACUCGAUGGAUUUGGCAAUUGUUGGAGAUGAUCAACAUGAUUUCCUUAAAAUGAAUUUAUCAGGAAUGCCCAAUCCAGUCAGUCUGGAAAUUUAUUUGCUAUUUAUUUUUCAUGAAAAUGUCCUUGCAAGGGCAAAGGAAAGACGCUCUUGUGCCACCCGAGCUCAAGUGCCCGGUCAGCCUGCAGAUGGCAGUUGUGGUGUCCUAGGUCACUUCUGUAUGACAGUAGCUCAUAGAAUCUUUUCCAACAAAGUGUUGUCAGAACUAGAGUCCCUGGUGAAUGGAGUUCCAUAUCUGCAAUUGUUAUCUCAUCCUACUUGGCAUUCUCGGACAUCUUCAUGGUCUCUCUCCUUGAAGUUUCCCCAGUCAGUUCUUCAUGCUGGCAGGUGUUCCAAGAUUUUAGACAAUCAUAAUCUGAAGCAUGGAAUGAGGUCACAGUUCCACACGAAGGUUGUGGUGAAGGAUGACCAAAUUAAUGUAAGUGGUGAGGGUGCACCUAGUAUCAUUUGUUCAUUUAGGGGCAGUUCUGAUGAUGUAUGCUCGUUGAACUCUUUUGGCUGUGACUUAGAAGAUCUCCCGAUGAUUCUUCUGCAGCAGGUAGCGAGCCAGGUUAUUCGAUGGCUUCAUGAGGAAGCUUUGGUGGUUGGAAUGAAGGCAAGCAGAGACUUCUUGUGCCUGUACUUUGGUUUGGACCAUGGUGACACUCUUGGCCUGGUGGCGCAUGUGGACCCUGAUGACAUCAAUGGGUGUAUUUCGUGGUGGGUUGUGAUGGAUGAUGGUUUGGUGGAGGGAAAAAAUUUGACGGAGUAUGGCGAGUCUGAGAGUCGGAGAUUUUUGGGGCAUUUGUCUCUUGAAGCUUUAUAUGCGACAGUAAUGGAUUUAGCAAACUUGUGUAGCAUUGGUGGCAUUCACUAAUAUGUAUGAUGCAAACUUGACAUUUUGGUCUAGAAGGAUUAUGCAAGUGAUUAUGAUCACAACCUGAUUGAAAUCAUAUGUCAGUACAUGGUGGGUAGAUGGGGCGUAAGUUGACAUCCUCGGCACCUGUUAUAUUGAGACAAGCCUUAUCCGUUGGGUUGGAUCCUGGAAUUUUUCUGUCCUUUGCUCAAAAAAUUGAAACCGUAUGUAUUCUGUUG
This is a messenger RNA of Elaeis guineensis (African oil palm), 2151 nucleotides long. The record is from RefSeq and is a predicted model, not a curated record. NCBI's taxonomy places the organism in Eukaryota, Viridiplantae, Streptophyta, Magnoliopsida, Arecales, Arecaceae.